AUCGAUAACAGAUAGUUUGUUGGUCUAACAAACAUAAACAAGAAAAGAUAAAAUUAAAUUAAUAAAAUAAAAAUAAAAUAGGAUUUUGAUCCUCUGCUCUUUAAUGGCUGGAUUGCAUUACUUGUAGCAGCUUUGUACUUAAUCUAAUCUUGAACAACUGCUACUCUUGCCACAGCUAAUCUUUCCAAUUGUUUUAUUAGUGACUCAGUUUCAACGCUUAAUUGAUUUAGCAAAUCGAAGUCCAAAAAGAACGACAGAUAAAUGGCAACAGCUGUGAAUACGAGCGUAUUGAACAACACGACUGGGGCACCACCGACAACAACAAAUCCUCAUGAGUUGGCGUUGCAGUCUUUAUGUAAACAGAUCUUGAAGUCACGUCUAUUUCGUGGUUUCUACGAGGAAAGACGUUAUGUAGACAAUGUCAGUGGCUAUCGGGAUAUUGUUAGCCUACACAGAUCAGAGAAGGAACUGCACAAGCUACUAAAGGAUAUACGCGACAAAUUGGAAAUGUUCUAUAGCCAACAAAAUCCCAAUAUGUGGAUUGGCAUUAGCUGUGUUCCUUUGGGUGGUGGCUUUACACCCAGUCCAGGAGCGUUAGACACCUUCAUUUGGGCCGAAGUUGAUGAUUUGGCAUUUGGCCAAUAUUGGUUUUCCAUAAAAUCCCUACGAUUUAGAGGAAAUGAAGUUAUACUAAAACUAAAGACUGUGCGCUCCGUCGAAGCUGAAGAGUUGUCUGAGAAAUGGACCAAACCUGUGGUUCGUGAGCGAAGAGAAAGUGAGAUGACAUCAUGUGCACAAGUGCAGUCUUCUGCAGCUGACUCAACAACUGCAGCAAAAGAGAAUGAAGUGAAUCUACAAGAUUUUGCCGAAAUUUUCCAACAGUGGCGUAACUCCAUUAAACAAACCAUUUAUGACUUUAUGUCCCGUGAUGUGUCCAAAGAGAAUAUAUUGGGCAUUCUAAGAUUUUUGGGCCUUCUAUUGGUUUCUCUGCUCUCAGGAGCAUUUAUGGGUGUGAAAUUCUUGGGUAGCUUUGCACUUCGCUUUAUGUUUGAAAUGAGUCGCUUUACCCAUGCCGCUACACCAAUUCUAUUGAAAAUAAUUGAUCUAUUUCAAAAAAUUGUCGGAGGAUUUUACCUUCUGUUGGCUAUGAUAUGGAAAGAUGCUGUUGUUAAUCGGAAUCGUACAGCACCCUCUGCACCGGCUUUGGAGUACAAUAGACCUAUGUACAAAAGCAUACAGUAUGAGGUACGACAAAGACGUAUUAGCAGGCCAAUCGGAAGUCCAAUUGUGACAGAAGUUGAGUAAUGAAGAUGGGAUAACAACGUUAUGUCGUAAGACUUUGUGAUUUGAAUACAUUUUCCUGUAAUCAAAAAUUUACGCAUGGAAAAAUUCAACAUUUUGAUAUUUUGAAAACUUAAAAUAAGAUAGAAAAGUAAGGCAAUAAUGUUUAACGAUAUGUGAAUUAAGUAAAAAUUAUACUCCUCUUAUUUUGCCAAAAAGAAAAUUUAGCAAGAAAAAAAUAUUGCAACAAAAUAUUAAAUAUUUAUGACGUUUAUAUAUUUUCAAUUUAUAUAAUUUUAUAUAAAUUUUAUUGAAAAAAAAAACACUAAACAUAAAAUUCUUCCAAUUCAUCACCUUUUAGAGAACACACUUUGCAAACUUAUUGUGAUUCUAUAACUCACACACUUUCCAACUGUUUGUGAUUUUAUAACUCAAGUCUUUUUUGCAUUUCUGUCAUCAUUAUACAAAGACACAAAAAUCUACAUAAUUUAUAUAGAGAGGACGAACAAAGUAACUGGACACUAAUCAUCAAUUGUCAUCUAAUUGUGCAAAUUUUUAAUCAACUCACACAACGAUAACGAAAAAAAUCUAUACACAAA
Messenger RNA from Stomoxys calcitrans (stable fly), 1880 nucleotides. RefSeq lists its product as uncharacterized. The transcript is spliced from 3 exons. Bases 262 to 1305 code for a protein of 347 amino acids. Lineage: Eukaryota; Metazoa; Arthropoda; Insecta; Diptera; Muscidae. The record is from RefSeq and is a predicted model, not a curated record.